AUUACUGAGCUUAAAUCAUACUUAAAGGCUAAGGGCGCCAAGGGUCUUGAUUCCAUACCAGCUACCGCAGAAAAUUGGGUUGAGGAUCUUAAAAAAUGCAUAUCCUAUAUAAGCAUUUGCUGGAAGGAUGAUACAAUCAAUGAUUCGGAUGCUGAUGAUAUAUUUACUACCGUCGCAUCCGCUAUUUUGAGUCUUCCUCCUCAACAUCUACCUGAAAUUGUGGAUUUGUUGUGUAAAGAAUAUGAAGGUUUUUCUGGAGAAAAUAUUCGUAAACAUUUUGUGAUGCUUCUUUCUCUAAAUGUCAUAUUUUCUGGUUCUCCUUACAAUAAUAAAUGCAAAUACAAGGCUUAUUAUGCAAUCCUCACUUGUGCCGCUAAGCGCAAUACAUUACAACAAGUCGUAACAAAUUCUAUUAAAAUAUCUGAAUGGCUGGAUGAAAUUGAUGCAUCAGUAGACGAACGUCGUGAAUUGUGGAGAAAAUUACAUGAAGUUCACGCUGCCUGUGGUGACACAAGACGAGCUAAUGAAUUCAUGAUCCUGCUACUUUCAACCUAUGACGAGGCAAAUGCAGCAACGGCUCGGUGUGAUGCCGUUAGAUGCAUCAUUUCUGUUAUCAAUGAUGUUGCUAUCCUGGCUCACGAUAAGCUCUUGUCCAUCAAACCAAUUCAAUUCCUAGAAGGUGAACCUGUUCAUAAGGUACUUUAA
This is a messenger RNA of Protopolystoma xenopodis, 705 nucleotides long. The record is from the annotation of a GenBank genome assembly. Lineage: Eukaryota; Metazoa; Platyhelminthes; Monogenea; Polystomatidea; Polystomatidae.